AUGGCUAAGUUUAGGCACAGUAGAGCUCCAAGCCAUGGAGCCAACAACGCCAACUCAGUCAAGCAAGAUUUGCCGCGAGUGACAAAAGGAAGGGCGGGGUAUGGGAAUGUUCAUGGAAUUGAGGUGGUCGAACCCGCAGUAGCGUUCGCGGCGGGAGGAACAAGGCCACCGGUGGCAACCAAGCUGGAGAGGGAAAACGCUCACCUGAGAGAGCAACUCAAGUUUCAGGUCCCAGGUUUAUUGUCUCACGUCAACCGUUACGCUACCUCAAUAACCCCUUUCUUACUUAUGCAGGGUGCUGUGCUUGACCAGCUUGCCGGAGAUGUUCACACGCUCGAACUCAAGGCGGCUGCUGCUGCUUCCGGAGCCACCCAUCUCCGACCGUCGCCAAUCCACAACCAAGAAGCUAAGGACGUAGUACUUGAGGGACCCGUGGGAUCCGAAGGAAUGGCUCAAGGGCCGAAAGAUGAAGUACACCAAGAGAACCACGAGGCCGGUGAGCGGUGCCCAGACAUGAGCGAGGGAGGAACUCAGGGCGCACAAAUUGAUGGCGAAGAUCCUCACGGGGAGCUUCGGGAUGUCGAUGAGAGAUAUGUUAUUCAACGGAAAGAUACGGCGGAUGAUCUCGCACAGGGCCAUCGAGGAAACACUCCACCAACUUCCGUGCAACACGAACGAGUCGAGUCCGCACGUGACCCGUAUGAGAAACCCGAUUGCCCAAUCGAAACGGCGUCCGACCAAGUGUUGAGGGAGGUGGUGCUGGCGAGCUCUUCUCCUGCUGGUGGGGAGCGAGACUCUGGCGACAACAAAACGGAUCUGAGGUCUGAGCUGAGAGCGGCCAGGCUGUUGACGGAGAGAAUCCGGGGGGACUUCGCGGCUGCGCAGAAGGCCCUUCCCAGGGCAGAGGAGAAAGAGCAGUCUCACAUCGACCUCCUUUCUCGCGAGCGAAAAUUCCGCGCCACUGUCGAAGCUGGCCUCCGUGAGAAAGUGCACAGUAUGCGGCGAAGGGCAAGAGAUCGAGAGGAGAGACUGUCGGCAGAACUGUCAUCCGUCAAGGCACAAUUGAAGGAGGCCAUGGACUUGCUGGCAACCAAGGAGGAUGAGCUUACGAAAAAGUUGCGAAACAUUUCUCCCUACAAGGUGCGCUCGAUGAGGGCCCGCAACGCGGAGCAGGAAGACAGGACCUCUGCAGCCCUGGCAAGGGGAAAAGAGCGAGAUCGGCAGAUGAGCUGGUUGGAGCGUCGCCUACAAGAGGUGGAUUCGAGUGCCUCACCCCUUCAGUUCCUGGCCAAAGACACAUUUUACACCUGCCAAAUAAAGGCCCAACUUAAUGGAGCACGUCGCAAAACAUGCUUGGUGUCUUCGGGGGAAACGUCCGCGGCCACGCUCCGCCUAGAAGAAAUGACGGUAGUCCUAGAGGCACAGCAGCAAGAGCUGGAAAGGCUGCGGGCGUCCGCAAGAGAGGUGGAGAGGCACGAUAAUCACCACCACCUACCACGACGAAAACAGCAACAGCAAACGAAGACGACUUGGAGGGAAAUCGACCAAAAACAGGUUAGCCUCAGAAGGCGAGAGGAGAGCGGCAAACUCGCGAGUGCUGCUCGGGGUCCGUCAACCGACGAUCAUGACGAUCAUGACGAUCAUGAUCAUCGGCACGAGACCGGGGCAGCAAACACCUCCUCCUCCGUUGACGACAACGCCCAGGUCGCCAAUGAUGCAAAUCUCCGAAAUGACGACGGCAAUUGCGACGGCAGGCGUCUAGCCGUGAGCAGAGUAGUACCACAUCACGACCACGAGGGCAAGCACCGAAGACGUGUACGUGAGGAUGACGACAAUGGUGACGUACCUCGUGUCAGCCUUGAUCUUGAAUGCUGUUGUAGCUGGUGGGGCUGGGAUGGAGGUGGAGGGGAUUGGGAUGAGUGA
Molecule: messenger RNA, 1923 nt
Organism: Ectocarpus sp. CCAP 1310/34
Lineage: Eukaryota; Phaeophyceae; Ectocarpales; Ectocarpaceae
Source: the annotation of a GenBank genome assembly